UUUUCUUUCAGCCGAUUGUCCACAGGUGUUCCACAUCUUCACACUGUUUCAAAAGGGACUGCUCUCUGACGUCAGACCACACAGCCUCCGACAGCCCCACGAUGAGCGCAAGUUCGAGACCUCGGUCCUCCACUGACCUGACUUCGGCGCUGACCAGCGUGUUCGAGUGUCCGGUGUGCCUCGACCCGGUCAUGCCGCCCAUCGCGCAAUGCGUCAACGGCCACUUGCUGUGCUUCCCGUGUCGCAACCAGGUCGAUGUGUGUCCGCUUUGCAGGCAAAGCAUAAGCAACGUCCGAGCGCUCGCCAUGGAGAAAGUGGCUGAAAAGCUUCCAUACCCAUGCAACUACUCGGAUUAUGGGUGCACCGCCAAGCCAAUCCUGCUUGACAAACCGGACCACGAGAAGACGUGUGAAUUCAGACCAUGCGCCUGCGUAUUCGUGGCAGAGGUUUGCAAGUGGACCGGCCCGCUCAAAAAUAUGAUGGCGCACAUCCGUGAAGACCACAAGAGCUUGACUAUAUACCGUGGCGAGAAGAUCGGGUUCGUCUAUGUUCGUGGCGUGCACCCGGAGACGGUACGGCGCACCGAAGUGAGGACACUGCAGUCGUGCUUCGGCCAACACUUCUUGCUUGUUCUCGCGAGGCAGCAAUCCGGCAGCCUGAACCUCACCCACGUGCUGCUACAGAACCUGGGCACGCCAAAAGAUGCCGAGGAGUUCACCUAUCAGCUGGAGAUUGGGGAGGACGAGCGCACGCUGACGUGGACGAGCAGGCCCAGUUCCGUCCUGGAAGGCAUCGAGGCGGCCAUGGCGCGAGGCAACGGCCUUGUCUUCGACUCGCGGUGCUUCGCCCCCGACGCCAAGCUCAACGUCAGGGUCACCGUAAAGCGUCGGUCUUCCACAGAAGAGGGGGGGAGUGACACCAGGGACAGCUACUUCAGGAUGUUCGGUGCGCCGGGAAAGAAGUCCAGUGACGUCCCGGACGGAGGAUGCAAGCAGACAACUUGUAAGAACGAGGAAAAAGACUUCCGGGACAGCUACUUUAGGAUGUUCAAGCCUCGGGUUAACCAGUACCCGUAACGAUCACGCGAUGUGCGCGGAUAUAGCUAUUGGCCCGUGCCGGUGAGAAAAAAUGACGCGUUUUCUGCCAACUUUUCUUUUUUUUACGAACAUGCGAAUAUUUGAAUAAAAAAACUUGGGGAAAAGUCGCGAACAUAUAUACUAAGAUACACGUUAAACAAACAAGGCGACACUGCGAAGGGAACAGGUUAAACGAGCGAAAAGGGAUUGGAAAUGAAAGGAGUUAAACCACGUUGUAUCUGGUUUGUUACCCUACAAUGGGGAAGGAAAAUGUGGGAAGAAAAUGGGGAUCGAGUGACGCGUGCGCAGGCGCACUACUGCGCAAUUAACGGCUGUCGUCUAGGGCUCGGACAACUUCACAAGGUUCAGCAGUGUUCCGAUGGCCAUACUGAGAAAGACUGCUCCAGAAUUCGCUAAUAAAAACCCAGUACGUCCUGGGUUCAAGCAGCAUGAUUUUAACAUUGAGCGUCGUUGGACGCUGCCUAAUUGCACCACAAGCCUCAGCAAAUAUUCAAGUGCCAACGUCAAGGCAAUGUUAUAGCACAGCCUGCUGGUUUGUUGAGCUAAGUAUUGCAUCUCCAUAACUCCAGUCCUUUGUUCAUUUCAUUUAAUAUACCAUAAACGCGUAUCAAGGCAUUACAGAAGGAGCGGAUUACAGAUCACAUCAGAAGCUGUACAACACAAGUUUCAUUUGACAUUUAAUAUGACACUUAAUGCAGGAACAACUCCAUGAAUCCAGGAGGUAAUAAUGAAGCCAGGCAAAGCAUAAGGAACGUUAUUUGUAGUUUAUAAUUGAAUUGUAGUAAUUAUGAUACGAGUGACCGCCGCUCCAGCACAGCUGGUAGCGCAUCCCACACGUAUUUUGCACCCGUGUUCGUCCAUUGAAAAUCAGGCUUUUACCUAAAGCGGGCCCAUCAUAUACAAGCACGUGCUUUGUUCUUAACACGUAUACAUGCUAGAUGUUGGACAGCAGGCAAGAAAGUGUGCCCUAUUUUUCUUCAACAUACAAACCACAUAUGUAAAUUCUUGCGCAACUUUUCUAAAACACAAAAAUUUUAAACUCCGUGUUUAUGCAAAAAAGCUUGCUGGUGACGCCUACGCGGCCUCUAAUAAGCAUGCAGUGUAAUUGGCAUAGCCUU
This is a messenger RNA of Rhipicephalus sanguineus (brown dog tick), 2215 nucleotides long. Its product is annotated as E3 ubiquitin-protein ligase sina. Lineage: Eukaryota; Metazoa; Arthropoda; Arachnida; Ixodida; Ixodidae. The record is from RefSeq and is a predicted model, not a curated record. Gene Ontology annotation, biological process: proteasome-mediated ubiquitin-dependent protein catabolic process; multicellular organism development. The coding region runs from base 102 to 1076 and encodes 324 amino acids. The transcript is spliced from 4 exons. Gene Ontology annotation, molecular function: zinc ion binding; ubiquitin protein ligase activity; ubiquitin conjugating enzyme binding. Gene Ontology annotation, cellular component: cytoplasm.